CGAGGGAAGGAAUUGUCAUUAAUUUUUUGAAAAAUCAAAUUAAUUCGCCCCCAAAAAAUAUGUAAUCGCCUAGAAUAAACUCGUAAUGUUGUACGACAAUCGAAUAAACAACGACGACGAACGUUUUCGUCUUUUUGCAAACUACACAAGUCGUACCGGACACAAUAAAACCGAAUAGCGCUACGACCAACAACCAACAACUACUAGCAUAAAGCAUAAAGCGAAAAAAGCGUGUGCAAUUGUGUUAGUGUUAGUGUACGUGCGUCGGUUGGCUGCCGUUGGUGUGUUGGCCGAAAACUGAAAGGCAGAAAAAACGGAAGAGAACAAUAAGCAAGUUGUAAUAGUAGCAACCGACGAGGGCAGGACCUAUACAAAAAAAAAAAAUAAAUAAAAAUAACCGGGCGGCGGAGUAACUGGAAGAUUGCGCAAAUGCACAACAACAACAGCAGCUAGCUAGCUGUAAAGCGUGCACGCGUGUGUGUGUGCGUGUGUUGUGUCCCGCCUACAACAACAAGAUAAAUUGCAUCGAAUGCUUUCAUUUGCUUUACGCGGUAAACGCCUCUCCACCCCCACCGCCUCUCCUUCACCGACCUUGUGCAUUUAUCAUCUAGUUUGGAUGAGUAGCGGGGCUGCAUAGAAAAUCUAUCAAAAUUCCACCACAAACACCGAUCACGGCUAGCGCCAUGCCCGUCUCGUUGGCUGUGUGCGAAACAACAGCGAAUGUCGUCAAUGCUGCACUCCGCGAAUCCCUUGGCAGCUGCGUUGCCCGUGCCGCUUUGUCAGCGGACGAGGCAAAAACCAGCAACGGCGGCGGCGAUGGAUCUUCCACAUCCGGCUCAUCUACGGAUAAUUUACAGAGCCAAAUUGUGGCCAAUGCCAAACGUGUCUUGUUAGCCAAAAUCGAUUACGAGGAGGUGGAUAAUUAUCAUGAGUCUGUUUUGGCCAAACUCAAAUCAAAAUAUAUUGUCAUUAAGCCGGACAGCAAUGGCGGCGCCGCAUCCAACGGUAACGGUAAUUACAACGGCAGCAACAAAACAAAUGGCAAAUUUGGUGCCGGAAAUGGACACGACAAUAAUGGCAAUGGCAAUGGGAUUGUGAACGGUGGCACCAGCGCAUUAAAUGGUGGCAACAAUCGCAAACAGAUUGUUGUUGUGGAUCAUCAGUCAAGCAAUCAGCAUGGUUCCCCAUCUAAUCCCAAUGAGUUGCCCAAACCGAAACGUGUCCUUUACCAGCGUGAACACAUACGCAUUGGCUGGAAGCAAUCGGAGCGCAAGUGGCAAGUUGGAACGGGCAUGCUGAAUGUGGGCAACACUUGUUACCUCAAUUCGUCGCUGCAGGCGCUCUUUCACAUCCCGUCACUGGCCAAUUGGCUCGUCUCGGAGUCUGCCCAUCUGGAGAACUGUAACAUUAGUGAAUCGUGUGGCAGCAAUGGUUGCAUCAUUUGUGCCAUGGCCAAAACGUUGCAGUCCACCCAAUCCAAUCAGUCGGCAGUGCGGCCAUUUCUCAUCUACUCGAAGCUAAGGCAAAUCUGUAAGCAUAUGGUCGUUGGAAGACAGGAGGAUGCCCAUGAGUUCCUGCGUUUCCUUAUCGAGGCCAUGGAGAAGGCGUAUCUGAUGCGUUUUCGCAACUACAAAGAGCUCGAUCAGUUGGUGAAAGAGACGACGCCGUUGAAUCAAAUCUUUGGUGGCUAUCUGCGCAGCGAGGUGCGCUGCCUGAGCUGUAAUCAUGUCUCGAUAACGUUUCAACAUUUCCAAGAUCUGCUGUUGGACAUUCGCAAGUCGGACACCUUGGAGGAUGCGUUCGAUGGUUACUUCUCACGUGAACGUCUCGAGGACAUGGGCUACAAGUGCGAGGGCUGCAAGAAAAAGGUAUCUGCAACGAAACAGUUCAGUUUGGAGCGUGCACCAAUCACGUUGUGCAUACAGCUGAAACGCUUCUCGAUGAUGGGCAACAAAUUGACGAAACAGAUUAGCUUUAAGCCACGCAUCGACCUCAGCCGUUUUGCAGCACGCAGCCCGACUGCAGCUGCGCAGCCUUUAAGCUAUCGCCUCGUCUCGAUGGUCACCCAUCUGGGUGUCUCCCAGCAUUGUGGCCAUUACACGGCCAUCGGGCUGACGGAGACGGGCAGCUAUUACAAUUUCGAUGAUAGCUGUGUGCGUCCGAUUGCCAUGCAGAGUGUUUGCAAUACGAACGCAUAUAUCAUGUUCUAUGAGCUGGAUGUGAACGGCAACGGGCACGUUGUUGCUCCCAAAAUGAAUGGCAUGCGUCUGACGACCAAUGGAGGACAGCAGCAUAGUAGUCCAGUUGUUGCCACAGCUCCAGCAGCUGUGGUUUCAGCGACGGCCACGUCCACAUCUGCCUCCGUUUCGGCUGCAGCUGUAACGUCGCCACGUUUCAUUGGGCCACAAUUGCCUAAUGGCUAUGGCAAUAGCAAUGGUCAUGCGCUGGGCGGUGGUGCUGCGAAGACUGCGAUUCAGUUCAAGACCACACCACAGAAGCAUCAACAACAGCAGCAAGCACAGACUCAAUAUCAGCUUAAUGGCCACAUUAAUGGAGCUGCUAAAUUUCAGACUGGCGCUGCCAAUGCGAAUGCCAACAAAAGUUCCUGCAACACUUUAAAUAACUCUAAACAACACCAGCCACAACAGCAACAACAACAACCGCAACAUAUACUGCCAAUAUCAUCCGACGAGGAGGAGGAUAGCGAUGAUGAUAAUGAUAAUGAUAAUGUGAAAACCAAUAAAGCGCCUCAGCUGCCAAGCAUGCCAAAAAUGUUUGAGGAGAGCAGCGAGAGUGUUGCGCUGACUGCCAAGUUGAAGCCAAAGACGGCACUCAAGAGCCUGGUGCCGUAUGAGUCCGCCUCCGAGGAGGAGGAACAACAACAGCAACAACAACAACAAACGUUGCAACAACAAGCGGCGACAAAUUCACGUAAGCGACGCAGUGGCGCUGAUUCAAGCGAUACAGAUGAUGAUGAUGAUGAGGAGCAGCAGCAACAGCAGCAGCAGCAGCCAUCACUCAUACUACGCAAUGGACACGCCAAGACAAAUGGUAAUCUGCUCAACAGCAGCAGCAGCAAAACCAAAUCCGCCUCAAAUGCCUCGUCGGCCAAUGUUAACAGUAGCAAACAAAAGACUGAUGCCAUAGACGAGAUAUUCAAAAGUCUAAACAACUACAAAAACAAACACAGAAACGAUCACAAUCACGUUGAUGAUGAUGAUGAUGAUGAUGAAGAUGAAGACGAAGAUGAGGAUGAGGCUCAGGCUCAGGCUGAGAAGAAGACAGUCACAAAAUCAAGCAGCAGUAGCAGCUCCACAUCGCUAACUAAUGGCUGGCAGCAGUCACAGAAUGGCAAAGCUACAGCAUCGCCAAAGACGCCGCCAUCGCCAGCGGUUAUUAAAACCAAGACUGGCAUCUGGCAGGUCACCCGCAACGACGAAGAUGAUGAUGAGAAUGUGGAUGGCGUUGCCGAUGCCGAUGAUGAUGAUGAUAACGAUGAAGUAGCGGAGCCAGCAGUUGUAACAGCAAAAAAUCACAAGAAUCCAUUUGCCGCCGGCAAAGCAACCGCAACAACGGACGCGAAUCCAAGUGCGAAGCGCCAGAAGCUGCUCAACGGCAGCUCCAAAUCCCAACAGACGACGCCACGCAUCGGCAAUGGCUACCAAGGCGAAUCGCUGCCCAAUGGCAAUGCGGUAGUGAGUGAGCUGCUCAAGCAGAAUCAUCGUGGCUAUGGCAGCUCCGUGCUCAGCUGGAAUGGCAAAGCAUCGGAGCUGGACAAGGAGCUGCUGGCGGAGGCGCGUGAGCAGCGUAAGCGCGACGAUGAUGAUGAGGAGGAGAACGAAAUGGAUCGUGGACGUCAGCGAAAAAUUAAAUCGGCGUCGGUUAAAUGUGGCAGCGGAGCAACGGCAGCACCACCAGGCUACAAUCCAUUCCAGGAGUACGAGAGUCAAAAACGUUGGCACAGCAACAAGUCCGGCAGUUAUUCCCGCUUCUAUCAUCAUCCGAAUUAUCGCAGCAAUUUUCAGCAGCGCAAUAAAUUUAAGCACAAUCGAUUUGCGGGCGGCGGCGGUGGCGCCAAAUUUCAACAGCAGCGUGCCUUGCAGCGCCAUCUGGCGUCCGGUGGCGGCUUCACCCGCCGCCAACAUCAUCAAUCAUCGGGCCAACAACAACAGCAAUCCUAACUGCUGGAUGUGGAGCAGGAGCACUUCAAUGCCAGCUCCUUGAGCGGGAGGAGGAGCAGCAGACUCGUCGUUGCCUUUGUUGUUGUUGGCCGGCAAAUUGUGAACGGAUUCGUUGCCGCUUGGAUUUUACAUGAGUUUUGUAAACACUUUUUAACUGCUGAUUGAAUACAUUAGAAAUAGGACAUGUAAGCUACAAGCUAGAGCAAUACCGUUUGCGACCAUAACUCCCUCCCCCCUCCACUACCCACCCCUCAAACACCAACGAUCCCCCCAUACAGACACACAUUUUAAGUUUUAAGUUGUAAGCGUGUUUUGCAUUUUAUUUAUUGUGUUUAUUAUAAUUAAAUGAGACCAUUUUUGAAACACAAAUGAUUUGAAUGGAUAUGUACACAUUUUCAAAAAAUGUUGCAAUCCAAAAACAAAAAAAAAAAUUUAAAAAAAAAACACCCAAAAUUUGAGAGAAAGAAACAAAACACAAAUGCAAAAAAAGAAAACAAAAAGCAUAAACAUAAAUAAAGAAUGCAAAUUAAGCAAAAGAGAAACCAUAUUUUUAAGGAAAAAGUCUAAACUAACAAAAAGAGAAGAUUAUUGUACAUAUUAUAUAUAUUAAAAUAUGAGAGUAGUUUAAAUCUCGUUCUAAGUUUACAUGGCGAACAGAGAAAUUUCAUUUGAGCGCCAGUUUUAUUUAUAGCAUUACAAAGCUGCGGCUGCGGCAAUAAUCAAUUGCUAGUGUUAAUAUAACCCAAAAAAAAAUAAAACAUGUUGGAUAUAUA
Molecule: messenger RNA, 4954 nt
Organism: Drosophila grimshawi
Lineage: Eukaryota; Metazoa; Arthropoda; Insecta; Diptera; Drosophilidae
Gene: scny
Product: ubiquitin carboxyl-terminal hydrolase 36
Exons: 4
Coding region: 684-4181 (1165 amino acids)
Biological process (GO): protein deubiquitination; regulation of apoptotic process
Cellular component (GO): cytosol; nucleus
Molecular function (GO): cysteine-type endopeptidase activity; cysteine-type deubiquitinase activity
Source: RefSeq, a predicted model, not a curated record